UCUAUCCGCGUCAGGGCCCUCUCACCUUCUCUUUCCAUUUCUCUCUCCUCUGGAGAAAGAAAAAAAAAAAUAAAGAAACCCACCGCGUAAUGGAGCCGCCGCAACCCGCCGUUCCGCCGCUCUCCCCCGCCGUCCCCGCCACGGCAACGGCCCCUCACAACUACCCGGAUUCGGUGGACUCCUCCCCCCGCUCCCGCAACGCCGAUUCUCUCGACGAGCCGCUGUUUCCGGCUGCCGCGGGCGGCGGCGGAGGGAAGCUGCGGCUGAUGUGCAGCUACGGCGGCCACAUCGUCCCCCGCCCCCACGAUAAGUCCCUCUGCUACGUCGGCGGAGACACCCGCAUCGUCGUCGCCGACCGCCACGCUUCCCUGGCCGACCUCACUAGUCGCCUGUCCAAGACCCUCCUCAACGGCCAGUGCUUUACGCUCAAGUAUCAGCUGCCCAGCGAAGAUCUCGACUCCUUGAUUUCCGUCACCACCGACGAAGACCUGGAGAACAUGGUCGAAGAGUACGAUCGCCUCGCCGCCACCGCCGCCGCCGCCAACAAGAAGUCGUCUCGCAUCCGGCUGUUCCUCUUCCCGGCCAAGCCCGACUCGGCGUCGUCAAUUGGGUCUCUCCUCGAGAACUCCGCCCAGUCCGAGGACUGGUUCCUUAACGCCCUCAACGGCGCCACCGGCCGGUUCUCGGAGUCUCCAUCGGUGAACUCCUUACUGGGUGUAAACGACGACGUUGCGGCCACUGGCGAUCCAAGCGUGAAGGACGUGGAGGCACAGCUCGAAUCGUAUGGGAAUGUAAAGGGGAAGCUAGGAGCGGGUCAGGAUGUUCAUUCGGUGCCCGAUUCGCCGAUUCUGGAGACGACUUCGUCUUUCGGGUCGACUUCGUCGUCGCCUUCUCUCGCCAACUUGCCGCCGAUUCGGGUCCACCCGGACGAUCAGAAGCUGGCGCCGGCAGUGGCCGGAAUUGAGGAACAGUUCUCUCAGAUGGGCGUUGGGCCUGCUUUCCAGACCACUUUUGCGGCGGCGCCGGCGUCGGUUGCUACACAAGGUUUUGGAUUGGUAUCCGCCGGGAUUCCCGUCGAGUUUUCGAACCGGGUUUUCUCCGAUGAUGAGAGAUUAGAGCAGGGGAUGCCUAUUGGGUACCGGAGACAGCCUCAAGCGCCACAACAGCCGCCCCCAAAACCAACUAUUGCUGUUGAUAUGACUUCGCCGGAUUCAGUUUCAAGCGACAGUAGUGCAAAUCCGUUAUCUCGGCAAAGACCCCUAGUUUAUCAGGACCCAAUUGUUCAAAACCCCUCUGUGAACAACACUAGGGGUGGUCCCAACCCUAUUGAUCCAAAGUUGUCCGAUCCAAACACUAGGGUUCAGAUGCAGCAAAUUCAGGAUUCUGGUUAUGUAUUGACAGCCCAAUUUGAUCAACAAAAUCAGCAAUUGAACCCCCAACAAUUGAAUCCCCCACAGCAGCAGCAUUUCAUUCAAGCUGGCACUCACUAUAUUCACCAACACCCUACUGGGGCAGUGCCUAUCCAAUCUUACUACCACCCCAUGUACCCGCCCCAGCAACAGCCUCUCCAUCCGCUCAAUCAGCAGUACCCGGUUUACUACAUGUCUGCUAAACAAGCCCCCCAAGCUUAUAACUUGCCUGUCCAGCAACAGAGCUAUGGCGAAGCCGCUACUGUCACCACCACCCCUUCUAGCCAGCCCCAAGCACAGCAGUCUGCUGGCAUGAUGCCUCCCCCUGCGGCUUACAACACCAUAAGAAAUGCUCCCGCUCCUAAACCCGAAAUGCAAGCAGGCAUGUAUAGAACCGGAACUGCAGUUCAAGUACCUUCUGGCCAACAUCAGCAACAAUAUGUUGGUUUCUCUCAGAUUCAUCAUCCGUCUCAGUCCAUGGCGCCCACUUCGGUUGCUGUUGGGAAUUAUGGUUAUGAGUUUGCUGAGCCUGGACAUGCCCAGAUGUAUUACACUCAGGCUCUGCCACCCCAAUUGGCUGCCCAAUAUCAAACUUUGGCAUCGGGCCCUGCAUUGGAAGCUUCUGCUCAGCUUCCAACAGACACUGUCAAGCAGCAGAUUAAGACUUCACAGCCAUGACAGGUGAGUUGGCCAGGAAGGAACAAUUUUGCAGCAAUGGGUUUGCUUUGUCUUUGCUUUACAAUUACCGUGUCUUAUGUUUAAUUGGGUAUUGGUUUGUGGUAUGUAUCUGCGAUAGGUAAUAAGAAAAACGGAUGAUUUGUUUGUCUUCCCUUUUCCUUGUCUGUCAUAUUGUUGCUGUUAUUGUGAAAGGAGUCUUCUGAGUCAUACUGUAAAAGCGCAAACUUAUAUAUUGUUUCUGUUCAGUCUAUAGCAGUUACUGAAUAAAUGUAAUAUAAUUCAGCAUUA
This is a messenger RNA of Diospyros lotus (date-plum), 2375 nucleotides long. RefSeq names its product leucine-rich repeat extensin-like protein 5. The record is from RefSeq and is a predicted model, not a curated record. Lineage: Eukaryota; Viridiplantae; Streptophyta; Magnoliopsida; Ericales; Ebenaceae. Gene Ontology annotation, molecular function: protein binding. Bases 90 to 2087 code for a protein of 665 amino acids. The transcript has 2 exons.